AUGCUUCGCCGUCAUAUUCGCCGUCUUCCCCGCAAUACAGCCCCACUUCGCCCAUAUACACCCCAAGCAGCCCUCAGUACUCUCCGAGCUCUCCACAGUACACUCCGUCAGGAAAUCCAGCCUCACCAGUGUACUCGCCGUCAUCACCUCAAUACAGCCCAAGCUCUCCGCAGUACAGCCCCAGUUCUCCCAACUACACACCUUCAUCUCCUUAUUCGCCAAACUACGAUCCGGACAACUACAGUUAGAGAUCUUUUCUUGUUACUUAGAAUGUUGUUCUUAUUAUUUAUUGUACAGAUUUUCAAAUCUACACUAUUUUUCUCUUUUACUUGUUUUUCAUGUGGCAUAUAUCUCAAAACUUAUAAUUCCGAAAAUGUUGAUCAUUUCUUAAAGAUGAUCUGUUGUGGAUUCCAAUCAAUAUCAAGCCCAGUUGUUUGUACAUGUAAGUGA
Molecule: messenger RNA, 450 nt
Organism: Ostertagia ostertagi
Lineage: Eukaryota; Metazoa; Nematoda; Chromadorea; Rhabditida; Trichostrongylidae
Source: the annotation of a GenBank genome assembly